AUGGUGGUAAUAUCAGCUGGCCUAGUCACCAAGAAUAGGAGAAUUCUUCUCGCAAGGCAAUUUCUUGAAAUCUCUAAAGGACACAUCGAAGGUCUCCUAAAUUCAUUUGUCCGUAUGAUAGACCCAAAUGUCCAGCACACUUUCAUAGAGAAUGAGUCUGCUCGCUUUGUUUAUCUCCCAUUUGAAGAUUUAUAUCUCGUCCUCACUACAUCUAAAGACAGCAAUAUUGUAGAAGAUCUGGAAACUCUUCGUCUUCUAUCUAAGAUAAUCCAGCACUAUUGUCCCUUUGGAUUGGACGAAGGCAAUAUCUUGAAAAAUUCGUUCGAAAUCGUAUGAGCAUUCGAUGAUGUGAUUUCUCUGUUCUAAAUCUUUUUGAUUUAGGAAAAAAACGAUUUAGAUCAAAAAAAAAGUAAAUUUUAUCAGCUAAUACGAGAUAAUAUAUAAAAAAUCAUAUAAAAUAUUUAUAUCUUUGGAAAAUAUGCAUAAAUUUCUCAAGGCUAUAGGGAAAGUAUUACACUAGGCCAAAUGCUGACUUAUUGCGAAAUGGAAAGUGCUGAAGAAAAGCUUCAUAAGGAAAAACAAAAAGCAAUGAUGCAGGAAGCUAAAGAGCUAGCAAAAAGAAAACAGUCAGAGCUCGAUAAAAAGAGAGCUGUAGAAGACAAAGAAAGAAAAAGAGAAAGAAGAAGCGUUCAAGAAGAGCCAGAAUAUAUGACAAAGCCUGAAAUUCCAAGCAUACCAAGCCCUACAGUGAUUGAAAAUAGCAUCCAAAACACCCAAACUACACAGAUCUUGCCGAAGAAGCCUACAAAAGGUAUGGUCUUAGCAACAAAGGGCAAGAAAAAUAGAGGUGACGCAUAA
Messenger RNA from Blepharisma stoltei, 858 nucleotides. The record is from the annotation of a GenBank genome assembly. NCBI's taxonomy places the organism in Eukaryota, Ciliophora, Heterotrichea, Heterotrichida, Blepharismidae.